AUGGAUGACAAGCUCCUCCUGGCGGCUUUCCACAAUGGGGUUCACUCUGAUUUGUUCAUCCACAAGCUAUAUGAGCAAGAGCCUCAGACCAUGGCCGAGCUCGUCCACUCAGCCCAAAAUUUUAUGAAUGCGGAGGAUGCUAUCAUAGCCAAGAAGAGGAAGAAAAUUGAGAAAAUGGAUGCUAACCCCACUCGCCACUCAGAACAAGGUCCUCAUCUUAAGAAAGGACGAACAGAAGACAAAAAGGAUCGUGACAGGAAGGCAGGCCCCUCAGUACGAAGUCAGCAGUAUACGCCAUUGAACAUGCCACUUGAUCAAGUCCUAAUGCAAAUCAAGGAUGAUCCUUCCUUGAAAUGGCCAGAAAAAAUGAAGGGAGAUCCAAAUAAGCGCAAUAGAAACAAGUAUUGUCGCUUCCAUAGAGACCAUGGGCAUGAUACGGACGAAUGUUUUGAUCUAAAGCAGCAGAUUGAGAAUCUUAUAAGGCAGGGGAAGCUAAGAAGUUUCCUAGGUCGAGACCAUAAGGACGAAAAACUCAAGGGAAAAGCUGAAGAGUCGUCACGGCCACCUCUCGGAGAAAUCAGAGUUAUCGUCGGAGGGAGCUCCACAGUUCAAUCGUCCAGGUCCAGGAAAACAUACCUGAAGGUGGUGCAGAGCGUCCAACUCUCUGGACGACCACCUAGAGAUAGGGAUACGGAUGAACAGGCAAUCACAUUCACCGAGGAAGAAGCUAAAAGAAUCCACCAUCCUCAUGACGAUGCUAUUGUCAUUACCUUGCUCAUCGCUGACUACACAACCAGAAGGGUACUCGUUGAUAAUGGAAGUUCGGCAGAUAUCCUGUAUCUUCCAGCUUUUCAGCAGAUGAAGUUAGGACGAGAUCGUCUUCGUCCGGUGAAUUCUCCAUUAGUAGGUUUUGGUGGUAUGAAGGUGCAGCCCGUGGGUAUUGUUACGUUACCAGUGGUAGUUGGGGCAUAUCCGCAGCAAGUCACCAAGGACGUGAGUUUCCUGGUAGUAGACUGUUCGUCCUCCUAUAAUGCCAUAAUUGGGAGGCCAACUUUGAAUAGUUGGAAAGCAGUUACAUCCACCUAUCAUCUAUCAGUCAAGUUCCCAACAGACUAUGGAGUAGGACAAGUGCAAGGAGAUCAACUGGCAGCGAGAGAGUGUUACUUGGCAAUGUUGGCCACAGACGAGCAAGUGCAGACCGUGACUAUUGAAGAAAAAAGGGUCGUGGUAGAACCUAUUGAAGUGUUGGAAGAUGUUCCCUUAGACAAAAGGAACCCUGAGAGAUGUACCAGGGUGGGGGCAGAUCUAGAAGGAGGAAUUAAAGAAAACCUUGUCCAGUUUUUGAGGAAGAACAUAGAUGUGUUUGCUUGGAGUCAUGAGGAUAUGCCUGGAAUAGAUCCUAAUGUCAUCACCCAUCGCCUGAACGUAUGUCCAUCCUCGAAGCCAAUACGACAAAAGAAAAGGGUGUUUGCUCCUGAGAGAGAAAAUGCUAUUAAGGACGAGGUUCAAAAAUUGAUGGCAGCGAAGUUUAUCCGGGAGGUGUACUAUCCAGAUUGGUUGGCCAACGUAGUGAUGGUCAAAAAGGCGAACGGCAAGUGGAGGAUGUGUGUGGAUUUUACUGAUCUGAACAAGGCUUGCCCAAAAGAUAGCUAUCCAUUACCACGCAUUGAUCAGCUGGUGGACUCAACCGCGGGCCAUAAACUUUUUAGUUUUAUGGACGCUUUCUCAGGAUACAACCAGAUACGGAUGGACGAGGUUGACCAGGAGAAGACCUCAUUUGUUACAAGUCAGGGCUUAUUCUGUUAUGAAGUAAUGCCCUUCGACUUGAAAAACGCUGGAGCAACGUAUCAACGACUGGUCAAUCACAUGUUUCGUCCUCAGAUUGGGCGAAAUGUCGAAGUGUAUGUGGAUGAUAUGUUAGUGAAAAGUUUGGAAGAAUGUAAACAUUUAGACGACUUACAAGAAACCUUCAACACACUCAGACAAUACAGUAUGAAGUUGAAUCCCAGCAAAUGUGCUUUCGGAGUAGCAUCGGGAAAAUUUCUUGGAUUCAUGGUCUCACACAGGGGGAUCGAGGCAAACCCAAAAAAGAUCAAGGCAAUCCUAGAAAUGAAGCCUCCGCAGAAUGUUAAAGAAGUUCAAUCUCUCACCGGGCGAGUUGCCGCCCUCAACAGGUUUGUCUCCAAAGCUACUGACAAGUGUUUGUCAUUUUUCAAGGUUAUAAAGAAAGCAUUCGAAUGGACGGACGAGUGCCAAAGAGCCUUCCAAGAUUUGAAGACGUAUCUUGUCACACCCCCGUUGCUAAGUCCAUCCGUGAUAGGAGAGGAACUGUUUUUAUACCUGGCGGUGACCCCACAUGCUGUGAGCUCAGCACUGAUAAGAGAGGAAGCAAAAAUGCAAAAGCCAGUAUACUACACUAGUAGGGCAUUGAGGGGGGCGGAAGGGCGAUAUCCGCUAAUAGAAAAGCUGGCUUUCGCGCUCAUCACGGCUUCCAGGAAGUUAAGACAUUACUUCCAAGCCCAUGUAAUCAAUGUUAUGACAGAUCACCCAUUGAAGAAAGCUAUGAACAAGUUGGAAGCCGCAGGACGUCUGAUCCAAUGGACAAUCGAACUUAGCGAGUUUGAUAUUCGGUACCAACCAAGACAUGCUAUUAAGGCUCAAGCCCUGGCAGAUUUUAUUGCGGAGUUCACACCAAGAUGCGAUGAUGAAGUGCAGGAGGAUAAAAGGUGGGUGAUCCAUGUAAACGGCUCGUCCACACAGCAUGCAGGAGGAGUAGGGGUGGUUUUGCAAUCCCCUGAAGGAGACAAGUUGAAGCAUAGAGUCCGUCUGCAAUAUCGACCGACUAACAAUGAGGUGGAGUAUGAAGCUCUGCUUAAAGGGCUAGAAUUGGCUAAGUCUGUAGAAGCGGAGUCAGUUCUCGUCCUGGGAGACUCUUCGUUAGUAAUGGGCCAAAUAAAUGGGACAUAUGAGGCGAAAGAAGAACGAAUGAAAAAGCACUUGGAGAGGGUAUUACAGCUUGUGAAAAAAUUCAAGAAAGCUAACUUUAUUCAAAUCCUGAGGGAAGAGAAUGCGGAAGUAGAUACCUUAGCGAAGGAAGCCUCAGCAACCGGAACAACCGACGAGUAUGAUGAAAUUCAGUACAUCCCGAGUGUAGAUCUCCCGGAAGUGCAGCAAAUAGGGAAUGAAGAAAAUUGGAUGACUCCAAUCGUCUCGUAUCUGAAGGACGGGAGACUUCUGGAAGCAAGAGACAAAGCUAAAAAACUCAGGAUAAAAGCAGCCAGGUACGUCCUUAUGGACGAAGUUCUUUAUAAGAGGGGCUUUUCUCAACCUUAUCUUAGGUGCCUGGCCCCAGAGGAGGCGAACUAUGUGCUGAGGGAAGUUCAUGAAGGAGCUUGUGGAAACCAUUCGGGAGCCAGAACGCUCAUCCACAAAGUCGUCCGUGCAGGGUACUAUUGGCCAACAGUCCAAGCGGAUGCAAAAGCAUAUGUCAAGGCAUGUGACAAAUGUCAACGAUUCAGCAAUAUCCCCAGGCAACCAUCAGAGUAUCUCACCCCAAUGAUGGCCCCAUGGCCCUUUGCUCAAUGGGGCCUAGACAUCCUGGGUCCUUUUUCCACUUGGAACUAG
Molecule: messenger RNA, 3624 nt
Organism: Quercus lobata
Lineage: Eukaryota; Viridiplantae; Streptophyta; Magnoliopsida; Fagales; Fagaceae
Exons: 1
Coding region: 1-3624 (1207 amino acids)
Molecular function (GO): RNA-DNA hybrid ribonuclease activity; nucleic acid binding
Source: RefSeq, a predicted model, not a curated record